AUGUCUACUAAUCAACAAAGCAAGCGGCGUAUAUGUCCGUGCUCAGUGUGUGAGCUAUCAGGUCUUUUUCAGACCGGUCAAACUAUCAAAAAUCACCUCAAGAACCACGGUCGUGCACGCAGGCAGCAUCUUGGCAGUGGUGAACCUCCGCAGGCUCAGCUGAUCAAUGGGACCGCUUCGGACGGAGAUAUCACAAGUCAGGACGAAUUUUUGCUGGAUGAUGACCCGAUACUCCCUGAUUAUGGGACACCGUCCCAAGAGCUUGAACUGCUCGGCAUUUUGCCAGACAAUGCACCUUCUGUAUCUGAUAUAGAUCACCCGGGCGGUUCGAGUUCCCCUCCGCUAUAUUUCCCUUCCUCAGAUGACGAUGACACAGAGUUUGAUCAACAGUACACGCCUCUGCCAAGCAGUUCUCCCCUGCCAUAUCUCCACUCGUCAUAUGACCAUAACGUGUCUCUUAGUGACGAUGAUUGUACUAGUGUCCUAUCACUUACCUUUAACUCGGCUACUCGCAAUCACACUGCUGAUGAAGAAUCACGUAUUAAUGCCUCCGACGAGGAGCUAUUGUACACUGAACAUCUCGACGAUGAAGAUCACUGGGUUCCUGAGAAUGAUCCGCAGUUUCUUCCCAACGAUGCACUAUUUGAGGAAAAUACUCGUGUCGACUCAGAUGAACCUGAUAGUGUUGUACCGCCCGCGUUAUCGGAACAUCAAGCACUGCUAAAUGGCUAUGUGCACGUUUUUGCCAAUGCUGCAUGCAGACGUGCGACACAUGCAGAUGCAGAAGAGACCCUCAAUUUACUCCAUUCAACAAUCACAAGCUGCUAUCCUGGCGGAAUUUCCCCUGAGCUUCAGGGUGACUUAGACAGCAUGGCGCGAACUCUUCGCACUGUCGAGAAAUGUCUCGGCAUUGAUACGGAGAAAAUUUUUACUAUCACCUGGAUGCUCCGCAGUGCUAUUUCGCCUGAAACAAAUGAGUUCAAACGCACAAAAACGCAUCCCAUACAAAGUGAUGCCUGUGGCGUCCUGGUAAAUGGGAGGAACUUCAACAUUGGCAGGAAGGAUGGGGACCAUGAACCAGCACCACCUAUCACACGAGAUGAGUGGUACACUGAGAAGGAUGUAAACGAGCCACUCACAGACAUAUAUGACGGGUGGAUGUGGCGUUCACUCCGUACGGGCAUAGUGCGCCAGUGGGACUCGAAGAAUCUCAAAGUAAAUGACAUUGACAUACAAAAACUCAACCAACGGUUCGUGUCCUUGAAAUGUGGCCUCGUUGUGCAUAUUAAUAUCGAUUGGUUCCGUUCACUUAAAUGUGCUAAUUAUUCCACUGGCACGGUUUGGCUGACUAUUGACAACCUACCGCGAUCAAUACAAUUUUUGUGGGAGAACACAUUUUUACUCUUCAUCGAGCAGCUCGCACAAGGGGUGCUUUUCAAGGUUUUUGGGCAUGACGCAAUGGAAAUGGUGCAUGUCGCACUCCCCUUUGGUCCGAUGGAUACUCCAGCACGUCUCAAGACAGCUGGCUUCAUAUCUCAGAACUCCGAGGACCAUAUGUGCCCAUGCUGUGACACUCCGUUUUGCUUGUUGGUUGAUCCUACAUGCUUCGAUCAUACACAAUUCCACUAUCGAGACUCCGCAAAGCAACUAAAGUGGAAAUUCAUACACGGACAUUCCAAUGAUCCCAAAGUACGAGCGAGCAUUGCAGAAACCAAGGGUGUCCGCAUGUCGAUUCUGGAUCGCCUUCCAAUGUGGAACGGGUCAUUAAGCAUUCCGACAGAGAUCAUGCAUUUGUUUUGGGGUCCAGGCACGUCUGGUCAAAUACACAGAGUUAUUUUGAUAGAAGGAUCAAUGUUCACCGGGACGGGGAAACACUCCGACAUCACACCAAUGGAUCGACUUACAGCAUUUCUCGAGUCCAUAUGGUGGCCGAAUAACUCAGGACGUUUUCAGAUCAAGAUUGCAAGUGGGGGCGAACAUCCUAAAGCAGAUGAAUGGCGAAAUUUCAUGCGAGUAUACCCUGUCGCAAUUGCAGUUGCAUGGCAAUUGUGGUCUCGCCAUGCUGAUGAUGAGGCCCCUUCUCCAAAGAAGUGCAGCAAGAUCCAACAGGCCAUCAUCAAGAAUGUAUCUCGCAAUGAAGAUGCCGACGCAGAAGAUUAUUUAGCACUUGAAGACAUCAAACCAUCUCACAACUAUCAUUCUCACUACGAAAACAUCCUGCGAUACUGUGCUGCGACCCGAAUCUUUGCCUCGCGAGAGAUCACACCUCAGGAGGCCACUCAAGCUGAAAACUUCAUAUCAGAGGCUUUUCAGUCAUGGGCACAAUUGAAUUGUCAUCUCACACCAAAUUUCCACUUCGCCGGUCAUGUAGUUGAGUACAUUCAUACUUAUGGCCCUGCAUACGCCUGGUGGAUAUUUCCCUACAAGCAUGCAAUUGGUAUGUUAGGAAAGGCCAACCACAAUGGCCAUGGCAGUGGCGAAGUGGAAGGCACCUACAUGCGAGCAUGGUGGAAGACCAUGCUGAUUCAAGAACUCUUGACACAUCUGCAGGAAAGACCUGAUCAAACCGAGCAGGACCAGCUAGCCAUUUGUGCGCUACUCAAGGCUGUCAAAGGUGGUGCCGAAGCUGAUCAGCAAAGAGGGACCCUUAUGAAUUAUAUUGUGCUCCUGUCCAACCCACACGAUUCGGCGAGGAUUGUAUUUCCGAAACAAUUCAAGUUAAUCAGCUUGCGGCCACUGGGUGUCUAUGCCAUUGUUUUGCAAUUCCUGCAUCUUCAUUUUCCCAAAUUCAACUUAACGUCAGAUGCAGGUGAAGCAUCCAAUGGUAUUCCAUUUGACUCACAAGGUGUCCGGUCAUAUGCGAAUGUGACCAUUGGUGCUGCAAAGUAUGGCUCAUUCCAUCAUCAUCGUGGAAAGGGAUUUUGCUAUGGCUAUACCAAUGGACGACAUGCUGCACAUAUUGAGUAUAUAUUGUCAGUCAACAUCCCUCGACAAGACCCUCCGAUAUCUGUCAAUGUUGCUCUCAUCCGAUGCUUUAAACAUCACCCACAGGAUGCCAACCACCCGUGGUCUCUAUGGGCAACUGACCUCAGGAUUGCAACCUGGAAGUAUAAUGUCCUCGGGAGCCUUGAGGCAUGUUGUCUUGAUGAUCUUAGUGGUCAAUUUGCAUUCGCACCAGUUCACGCACCAAGAAUGGGUCGCUUGUGGGUGACUUUCUCGUUAGACACGACCUCCCAAGAACCGGAUAACAGCAACCCUUAG
Molecule: messenger RNA, 3261 nt
Organism: Suillus paluster
Lineage: Eukaryota; Fungi; Basidiomycota; Agaricomycetes; Boletales; Suillaceae
Exons: 14
Coding region: 1-3261 (1086 amino acids)
Source: RefSeq, a predicted model, not a curated record